This is a messenger RNA of Syngnathus acus (greater pipefish), 1340 nucleotides long. Its product is annotated as procathepsin L-like. Gene Ontology annotation, molecular function: cysteine-type endopeptidase activity. Gene Ontology annotation, biological process: immune response. Gene Ontology annotation, cellular component: lysosome. The record is from RefSeq and is a predicted model, not a curated record. Lineage: Eukaryota; Metazoa; Chordata; Actinopteri; Syngnathiformes; Syngnathidae. The coding region runs from base 114 to 1097 and encodes 327 amino acids. The transcript is spliced from 7 exons.
AGUCUGCAGGUGUUCAGCAUGCAGCCAACUGAAUAAAAAGGAAUGUUUGCACCUCCCGGGCAUACCUGCCUAUCAUCACCUCCUCCUCCGGUCGGCUUCUAACUCGAUCCGCCAUGUUCCGAAGCCUGCUCUUCGUCAUCCUGUGGGGAGUAGCGGGGUCCAACAUCAGCCCGGCUCUGGAUGGACACUGGGAGCUGUGGAAGAAGGCCCACAAUAAAGCUUACUCACAUCAGGUGGAGGAGUCAGGUCGGAGGCGGAUUUGGGAAGAGAACCUGCAGAUGAUUAACGUCCACAAUCUGGAAGCCACCCUGGGCCUGCACAACUAUGAGCUGGCCAUGAACCACCUGGGAGACCUGACCAAAGAGGAGGUGAGCGGCACAUUCACUGGUAUGGUGGUGCCGUCUGACCUGGAGAGGAUCCAACUGAAUUUUAAUUGGGUGCAAAGCGUGCCGUCAUCGGUGGACUGGAGGAAGCAUGGACUGGUGACUGAAGUCAAAACGCAGGGUCAUUGCGGCUCCUGCUGGGCCUUCAGUGCUGUGGGGGCGUUGGAGGGCCAGCUGAAGAAGAGAACGGGUAAACUGAUGUCACUGAGCCCCCAGAACCUAGUGGACUGCUCACUGGACUUCGGCAACCACGGCUGCCACGGCGGCUUCAUGACCAACGCCUUCCACUACGUCAAAAAGAACGGCGGCAUCGACUCGGACUGGGCCUACCCUUACACGGCCAAGCGUGGAGAGUGCAUGUACAAGCCCGAGGAUCGGGCUGCCAACUGCUCAGGUUACUCGUUCGUCCCCAAAGGAGAUGAAAACGCCCUGAAGGUGGCCCUCGCCAACGUGGGCCCCAUCUCGGUGGCCAUUGAUGCUUCUCACUCUCAUUUCCACUUCUACCGCCACGGAGUCUACGAGGACCAUGCAUGUAGCCACAAAGUGAACCACGGCGUGCUAGCUGUGGGAUAUGGCACAGAAAAAGGAAGAGACUACUGGCUGAUCAAGAACAGCUGGGGUGUGAAAUUCGGUGACAAAGGUUACAUCAAGAUGGCUCGCAACAAACGGAACCAGUGCGGCAUCGCACUCAAUGCCUGCUUCCCGAUCAUGUGACCUUAUUCUGUAUGACAUUUAAGCUUGUUUUAAGAAUUCAAAAUAAAGUAUUUGUAUAUGAAGUUUUUUUUUUUUUUUUUUUACAAUUUAGUGAAACCAUAUGCACAGAAAUACUCUAUUCACAAAAAAAUGACAUCACCUUUUCACAUCAGCAUCACCAAUAUAUUCAGAUUCAAAUACUGAAAUCACCAAGAAUUCAUUUUGCAUUUACAAAACAAAGACAACACGCCAUAAAAUUUGCGU